Cladocopium goreaui is the source of this 600-nucleotide messenger RNA. Lineage: Eukaryota; Dinophyceae; Suessiales; Symbiodiniaceae. The record is from the annotation of a GenBank genome assembly.
AUGGGGAACGUUCGUGCCUAUGACCCUGACCCUGUCAUCCCGCCGGAUGAUGUGAAGUUGCAAGAUUUCUCCUUCAAGCUUAUCCAAGUGGAGGCUGUGGCUGGCCAGACUGAUGGCAGAAAAUUCAGUGACAAGUACAAGGUGAAGGUCCCUGCAAACAUCCGGGGCCGCUAUGCUGAUGAUGUCGUGUUUGGUGGUGACUGGAAGGAGUUGCUGACCGAUUUUGACAAGAAGUUCAACAUCAAGUACUCUGCGCCAGCAUCACCUGCACCAGCAAAGCCGGACACUCCAGAGAAACCACCUUGGGUUGGGGAACCCUCCACAAUGCAGGCUUUGUUGGACCGCUACAAUGUUGAAGCGAAGAUCACCGGGAGACUGCCUGGAACAACAUUGUUUGUUGUUUCUGCUCGUGAUCGGGCAGGCAAAUCAGAAAACAUUGAAGAGCACCAAGAAUUCAAACUGUUCCUCGCAGCUCACAUCCCAGUCGAGAUCGAUCCCGAAGAGUUCAUCCUGGCACAUGGAACAUCACGCUUUCUCCGGCCAGAGAAAGUCCAGGACUUGAAGAGGAAAGGAAAGACAGGACUGCCAUGUUCACACUGA